AUGAUUAGAAACAUGUUUCAUCAUGCAAGGAAACAUCCAGGGUUGAUCCCUCAGUUCUUCUUCCUGACGCUGGGCAUGGCGGGAGCCUUCGUCUACCUGCUGCGUCUGGCCAGGGGGCCGCAUGUCACCUUGUGGGACAAGAGAAACAACCCGGAGCCCUGGAACAAGCUGGAUCCCACGUACCAGUACAAGUUUGUGGCCGUCAACACGGACUACAAGAGCCUCAAGAAAGAGGGCCCGGACUUCUAG
Messenger RNA from Gadus chalcogrammus (walleye pollock), 249 nucleotides. Its product is annotated as cytochrome c oxidase subunit NDUFA4. The transcript is spliced from 4 exons. The coding region runs from base 1 to 249 and encodes 82 amino acids. The record is from RefSeq and is a predicted model, not a curated record. Lineage: Eukaryota; Metazoa; Chordata; Actinopteri; Gadiformes; Gadidae.